AUGAAUGAUCCAACGCUACCCACGUCUGCGACCUUGUCACAUCUUGUUGACGACCCUAUCUACGAGGAAGAAGAGCCAUAUGAGAUAUGGGCAGACGAUCUUCCUGUCAAUGUCGCUAGAACGAAUGUGAAGCUCGAAAUCAUUCCAUACUGUCCCCUUACCGAUGUUAGAAGCAUUGAUGAGAAACCGCAGCUAGAGAAGUUCGGUUUCGAGUGGAUGCAUCAAGACUUCCCGCAUCACGCUGGCUUGCACAGCUCAGAUUGUGUCGACUUGAAGCCGAGAGAACAACAAAAUGUUCUUGAUGCUUAUGUGGCAUCCAUGUCCGAUUUUCCACAAGAGCAACUCAAAUGUUUUCAGGUUGUUUGUUGGGAUUGGAGAGUGAGAAAAUCAUUGUUGACGAAACCGCAAAAGUUCCCAACCAUCUACAGCUUGAAAGACGGAUCUCCUGACUUUAUGGAGAAGGUUGUGUCUGCUAUUGCCAGUCCCCAGGAGCUCCUCGAGGCAAAGAGUGGGAAAUACAGAAUUCGUGUACUCACGCUUUGGAGACCACUUGUUGACGUUGUCAAGACGAACCCGCUGGUCUGCUGCGAUACACGGACCGUCAAAGAUACAGACCUCGAUGUGGUACAGAAAGUCAUGGACGAUACUGUGGAGGAGGGAAUGUAUCUGAAAUGGAACAAAGAUCACCGCUGGUACUGGCAGAGUGACCAAACUCGCGAUGAUGUACUUGUUAUGACUGUUUGGGAUUCUCGCAGACCCACCACGAAACAUGUUGCUGUGCCCCAUGUUACCAUGGUCCUACCGGUGCCGCUGUCAGGUGCCCAACCUCGCGAAAGCAUCGAGCUGAGAUAUGUUGUUUGGAACGGUACAGGACAACACUUGAGCUAG
Messenger RNA from Aaosphaeria arxii CBS 175.79, 888 nucleotides. RefSeq lists its product as uncharacterized. Lineage: Eukaryota; Fungi; Ascomycota; Dothideomycetes; Pleosporales. The coding region runs from base 1 to 888 and encodes 295 amino acids. The transcript has 5 exons. The record is from RefSeq and is a predicted model, not a curated record. Gene Ontology annotation, molecular function: oxidoreductase activity.